Macrosteles quadrilineatus (aster leafhopper) is the source of this 1171-nucleotide messenger RNA. RefSeq lists its product as uncharacterized. The record is from RefSeq and is a predicted model, not a curated record. The transcript has 6 exons. The coding region runs from base 143 to 1171 and encodes 342 amino acids. NCBI's taxonomy places the organism in Eukaryota, Metazoa, Arthropoda, Insecta, Hemiptera, Cicadellidae.
AAAAUAUCGAGUUUCGAAGCUCAUCGCGGUUUUUCUGUGUGAUUUUACACUUAACUUGCGGUCACUGGGAUUAUAGUGUGAGGAAGUGAGUGUCAAGUGAUGGAAGUAACGUGAAGUGCUACAGACCAAUGUGUUAAACAAGAUGGAGAAUGGUGGCAAGCACCCCGAAUCCCCUAGGAGGGGUCUGGGGGGCUCCCCAGGGACUUCAGGAACUCCUGAGUCACCCAGGACCCCCGGAGGAACCCGGCGACUACGGGACUUCUACGAGCAGCUGUGGAGCGGCAGCAAGACCGGGUCUCCGGUGCACGAGACGAAGGCCACUGCCGUGGAUGUGACCGAGAUGGAAAAGCGACUGGAAGAAGAGAAAAGGAAGAGGAUGACAGAGAGUGCAGACUUGAGAGAGAGGGUGACGCUCAGACACGCCGGGGCUACGCCCAGGAGAGAUGUAAAAGUGUCCCGAUGGGGCAGCGGGGCGUCCUCUAGCAGCAGCGCGCACGAUUCCUUCGAGGAAGUGGUAGAACACACGGUGGAGGAAGGUGAUCUGGCGGAGGUCGACGGAAAACUCACCGGAGGAAAAGUAGUUCAGUUUGAAAGAGUCACGGUUCACAAAACCGUUCGCGAGUUUGUGCCGUCUAAGAUCUCAGUGAGUCGAACCCCAUCCGAGGAGCAGCUCACUAGAGAAGACUCCGCGUACUUGAGUCAGAAGAGUUUGGGUUCGAGAACAUCUUCGGUGACGUCACUUGCCAGUGUCAAGUCGGAGGAUUUGCUGGAAGAGCAGCACCAGUGGUACCAGGACUACCAGCACACCAUACAUCCUGGGGUGGUCAGACGGGAGGUGAGGAGCAGAACACAGUAUGACACCCACAUCCAGCAGAUCAGAGACAUACAGACACACAGACAGACAGACAGGAGACGGAUGUUCUCACAAAGGGGUCCAAAUUCAAGACAAGUGGGUCAAAUACCAUGUGGCAAUUUGGAGUCCUUGGACAACAAUGAACAGCCUCGUCCGGCCUUCGCGCCCGAUUGUGGCCGAGACUGUGCUAGGUCGGGUGUCAGUGUCGGUGUCAAAUGUCCUGGUCUGUAUACCCAGAGUCCUCCGUCGUCACUCAGUACACGGUACACGCCCCGCGACCAUGGACUGGCUCCGGAGGAAGUUCGGGAGAAAAGGUAG